This is a messenger RNA of Penaeus monodon (black tiger shrimp), 3003 nucleotides long. Its product is annotated as caveolin-1-like. NCBI's taxonomy places the organism in Eukaryota, Metazoa, Arthropoda, Malacostraca, Decapoda, Penaeidae. Gene Ontology annotation, molecular function: molecular adaptor activity. The record is from RefSeq and is a predicted model, not a curated record. Bases 251 to 841 code for a protein of 196 amino acids. Gene Ontology annotation, biological process: caveola assembly. The transcript is spliced from 4 exons. Gene Ontology annotation, cellular component: caveola.
AGAGACCACCGGGCAGACAGAGCCUCUUUCUCUACCUAAUUAUUGCUUCUUGUCUUCUGACUUUCAAGGCUCAGCGUCACUAGAAAACGACCCUUAAAAUCCCCAAACAGCGUGACGAAAGUUGUUGUCGAAUCAUAACUGCUACAUCCCAAAAGUGACAACCUAUUCUCAAAGCGCCAGCGUUAAGUUCACAUUCCAAUGACAGAUUUUGCCUGAACGUUAGAGCGUGAGAUGGGUCUCCACCCCCACCAUGGAGUAUAGUCCGCAAGGGAGACUUUGGAGUGAAAUCUACGGCCCCGUUGACCCCAAUAAGCUCGAGGCGGACGACGGAGACCUCCAGGAGGAGCACCGGAAGGACUCUGCCCAAGAGAAGAAACCCAAAGGAUCCCGGAUGGGAGGAGACGCGUCGCCCUUCGCCAUGGACAACCGCGACCCGAACAACCUCAAUCCGCACAUCCAGGUGCUAUGGGACGAUAUAGUGGGCGAGCCCGAGGGGCUGCGGACGCCGGACGGGUGCUGGAACUGCUCCAUGAAGUGUUAUGACGGAACAAGGCGCUGUUGUUACGUGUUGCUGGUGGUCCUCUUCGCCCCCUUCAUCGCAUGCUGUAACGGCUGCCAGUUCGCCUGCUUGGCGUUCAACCAAGUCUGGUGCGUGGGCCCCUGUCUGAGGCUGUGGAAGAUCAACCUGGCCACCGUGAAGAGGUUCUGGGAGGCCUGGCUCUUGGCCGUGUGCAGCCCGAUCUGCGACGUGUGUGGCAUCUGCUUCUCCAAGGCCAAGGUCCGCUACCAAAAGCUGCCGGACUCGAACGACACCGAGCCCGUCGACUACUUCACCGUCUGAGGAAGUUCGUCGAUCGCUGCCCAGGCUGACCAGCAGACCAAAGACUUUCCUUCGAACAAAACCUUCUACUGAUUGUUAUGAAUUAUAUAUAUUUACAUGUUUAAUUCUCUUUAGUUUCAUCUAAACUCAGUAAAAUCCAGACAUAUAUUGCGUUUAAUACUUUAAUGAUAAACAAAGAAAUAAUCUUCAUGAUCAUUUUUUAUUUGUCAGUCUUUUCUUUGCCUUUAUUUUUCAAGGAAGGUCACUUCACUUCUGUCCUUCAAAGGUAAUUCUUUUCAUAUCACAGGUAGAAAGCAUACCUCUAUUUUUAUGAAGAAUAUAUAGUCUUAAAUCUUAGUUAGGAUAGACUAGUUUUGAUAAGCUAAGCGUGAGUGCACGACACGGUCUUUUAGUACAGAUGCCAUCUCUUUCCCUUGCAACAUGAGGGAAACUUGUUCGCAGCGGAUGGUGUUUCCAGUGGCGUAAAUUGCAUGUUCUAACUUUUCAAUCGGGUUUAAUAACAAGCACUAAAUAUUAAUUAUAUACGAAUUUCAGCCAAAUAUAUCUUUGAUGUUACAAAAUUAUGUCUGAGUUAAUGUUAGAUUUCAGAAAGAAAAAGGUCUUCGGGUUACCUGCUGGCUCUGUAAUAUGAUUAGUGUUUCUCUGCGAAUUUCACAGAUAAAUUGUUUCACACCUGAUAUACUGGUGGCAUCUUUUGUCACAUCUUCUGUUGUAAUGACAACAAGAAAGCAAAGUAUUACUUCAAGGAGAGCUAUUUUGGGGGUCGAAGAAAACCAUUAUGAGUACCAAAUGCAUUUGCAAUAUGCUCAACGAAAAAGCCCUAAACAAAGAACAGACUAGUAAUCGAUGCAUGAAGGGUUACCAAAUUACGUUUUAAGACCCUAAACCAUUAAAGAGAAAUCUGUAAUUCCGUUAAGCAAUGUUGAAGCAGAUCCUGCAUUCAUGAGCUUACAAGGUGAAGCCCAGGAAGCUGAGAGGCUUCGGCUUCCUUCGCCUGCCUUCGCUGUGCGUGACCUUUCCCUUUACUGUGAUAAAGUAGCGCGAACGCCGGGGCCAGAGAGUGCUAAGAGGCGCACGGAGUGGUCGAAUAUCUUACAUUAGAUUUAUAUAUGUGCAAGUUAAUAGCAAGGAAAAUAUUAAGCUAGCAUGUUUAUGACAUGCCAUGAACCUUUAUGUCUGAGUGUUUUGUUCUGAGUGCGUACUCCCUCUACAAUCGAGACAUCGGCCAGAGACAAUAGAACGAACCCAAGGCAGCAGUCUAUAAUGCUUGUACAGAUAGUUCCUUCUCAUUCUGGCCAAUAAUCGUGUAUGUAGUGUAACCUCAAAAACAUUAGCUCCAAUUACAAGCGAAAUCACUACGUGGCAAUGGGAUCCAAAAAUAUGUACUGAAUUUCAAAUAUUCACACUUGGAAGGUGGUGGCGUAACUAGGGUGAAACGUAAGUGCCCUGGUGUCAAAUCAAGAUCGCCUUCUUUAUUGUUAGAAAAGUGAGUCAUUUCCCAAGUAUUCACUUCCUCGAUAUCGUCUUCUUUCUUAAAGCAAAGAUGUGUCUCUUUGGAAUGAGUUUGUACCAUGCCUUCAGGCAUCCAGCGUUCAAGACCUCCAUAGAAUCCACUGGCCUGCGUGCCUUCUGCCCCAGAUACGCCUCUGCCUAUGGGCAUGGCAGGGUAUAUUCCCAUGUCCUUAUUUUCUAAAAAUGCAUGCAUCUACAUGUAUCCGAUCUAAAUUUGAUCUGCUGUUUGGCCAUUUUUUCUAAAUUCCAGGGAUUCAUUUUGACUAAUUACAGACAAAUUUGUAUGUACAGUUAUAACUUUAUUUUACAGCAAACAUUGGGAUAUAACGAGGAUAUUAUCAUAAACAUAUAUUGUAUUAUCAGCAUAUUAAAUGAACACUAUUCGUGUUUGCAAGUCUACAGAUGGUGCAAGGUGUGGAUAACAAUCCGUUUUCAUGCUACAUUUGUAUUGUAUUUUCUAAACAAUAUUUCCCUGUACAUUUUAACAAUGCAUUUACAAAAGCCAAAUACAUAUUUACAUAAGACGGAAAAUAUUUUUGGUACAAAAUGCUCUUCAGGCGUUGUCUCUGGACUAUGUGUUGGCUGCCGGGGAUCCGUGUUUCACAGUGUUUGCAUUUUGAACACAUUUGCAUAAUAAACUGUAUACCUUA